UCAGGGCUGACGUUUCGGUUCAGGCUGAGGCUGGCACCCUCACUAGGAGUUAAAGGACAGAACGUGCAAUCAGAAUCACUCUAUCCUACCUUCGAUCCCAUCGACUUGCCAGCCGGGACAAUGCGGACCAUCUCAGCCUUCGGCGUCCUCUCCCUGCUCCCUAUCUCAUCUAUUCGGGCUGUGCCCGUAUGCCCGGGGGCACCGGCUGCCGUCGCCACGACUUGGUACACGGGCUGGCAUGCUCAGUAUCUCCCUCUGGAGGAUAUCAGCUGGGACAAGUGGAGUUCAGUAUCCUAUGCCUUCGCGGAAACGACACCAGAUCCAUCGGUGAUCUCUCUGCAGGACUCAGAUGCAGAACUCUUAACAAGGCUGGUCGAUAUGGCUCAUCAGAAUAAUGUCUCUGCUCUUCUGACCGUCGGAGGCUGGACUGGUUCCCGAUACUUUUCGACUGCAGUAGGGUCCCCCGAGAAUCGUACCAUGUUUGCCAAUGCUCUGCUGGGUCUAGUUAAGCAAUACGAUCUCAACGGGAUCGACCUGGACUGGGAAUAUCCAAAUAAGCAAGGCAUGGGAUGUAACAUCAUCUCUGAGCAGGAUACACCCAACUUCCUCGCAUUCCUUCAAGAGCUUCGCUCUUCUCCCGCAGGCCAGGGUAUGACCGUCUCGACCGCCACCUCAAUCGUACCUUUCGCCUCGCCCGAUGGCACUCCUGCUGCCGACGUCUCUUCCUUCGCCAAUGUUCUCGACUAUGUGACGCUCAUGAACUACGACGUCUGGGGCACCUGGUCACCUGCCGUGGGCCCGAACUCGCCUCUCGACGACACCUGCGCUCCGCCGCAAUAUCAGCAAGGUUCUGCGGUCUCUGCAGUUGCGGCAUGGACGAAAGCAGGCUUCCCUGCCGACAAGAUUGUCAUAGGCGUGGCAUCAUACGGACACAGCUACUACGUUACCCCAGAUAACGCGUUCAACGGUGCGUCGAGCGCGGGCGAGGCUCAGCCCGCUGGAACGACAUCUAUUGCCGCCUACCCAUCCUUCGAUAAGUCACAACAGCCAUUUGGAGACUCCUGGGACGAAGACUCUCCCGCGGGCACCGACGUCUGCGGUAACCCCGCAGCAGGUGGUCCAUCUGGCAUCUUCAACUUCCGAGGCUUGGUUGAGAAGGGCUACCUCGAUUCGAAUGGCACGAUUGUCCCUGGCAUGGGAUAUCGAUACGACACCUGCAGCCAAACGCCCUACCUGUACGACCCCAAGUUGUCAACCAUGGUCUCAUACGAUGACGCCCAAUCGUUUGCUGCCAAGGGACGCUUUAUUCAGCAGACCGGCCUGCUGGGGUUCGCUAUGUGGGAAGCUGUCGGGGAUUACGAGGACGUGCUCUUGGACGCGAUCUCAGGCGGCAUGGGAAUUGGCGAGGAUUCCUGUCAGGGUGUCAUGUCCUUGGGACUGCCGCUUUAGUAGUCUCGUGCCGACCUCCUAUCGGCUGGAUAGCCGGCCCUGACAUGUCCAUGCGCUCCUCGACCAUGUGUGUGAUACCACUAUACACCUAUAUUGACAUGCUUAGUUCUGCCGGAGUUGACUGACACUAGGAAAGCAUUG
Molecule: messenger RNA, 1590 nt
Organism: Phanerochaete carnosa HHB-10118-sp
Lineage: Eukaryota; Fungi; Basidiomycota; Agaricomycetes; Polyporales; Phanerochaetaceae
Product: glycoside hydrolase family 18 protein
Exons: 6
Coding region: 121-1449 (442 amino acids)
Biological process (GO): chitin catabolic process; carbohydrate metabolic process
Cellular component (GO): extracellular region
Molecular function (GO): chitinase activity; chitin binding
Source: RefSeq, a predicted model, not a curated record